AUGGUUGUCAACAAACGAUCUCUCUUGAUUGUAUGCUCUUGUAUUUUAUUCCUGGCACAGUGUAUAUAUGUCAUUGGAAUUUUCACAAGAAAGCCAGUAGAAGUAGCCGUUGAAGUCACCACGGAAAUACCGAUGAAUACCACAACUACCUCUGCACCUGUAAUAGUAAAAGAUAUUCUUCCUGGAGAUCACAUAACCGAGUUCAUUCCCCCAUUCGUCCCUCUGCUCAACGAUUAUGUGAUAACCGAGAACUACAAUUUACAUGCGUGUAUCGUUCGGAAAAGCAUGUCCCAACUCACUACAAAUCUCAUGUGUUAUUUGAGCAACACAGCCCUAUACGAGGACCGAAAUCGUACGUUAUCUGACACCUGGGCUGCUAGAAAAGGAAGUUGCGACAAUAUUGCAUGGUCUGCUUAUGCUCCUUUGUACGAGAACGGAACUAUGUCAAUGAGCAGAAUGACCAAGUUAGCAUUCAUAAGACAUCCAGAGUCUCGAUUCGUUUCCUUUUUCGUCGACAAGUGUAUAAAUACAAACUCGUGCUACGGUUGCAGAGAUUUGCAUUGUGCGGUGAAACUGGUAUAUGACAGACUAAUGAACCACGUCCAAAACCGUCACUUGAUUGACCAAUCAGAGUCAGAGCUCUGGUGGUUUGAUUGGCACGCGGCUCCUCAAACCUGGAACUGCGAUUUUUACAAACAUCUCACCGAUUAUCAUCUCAUCAAAAUUGGCACUUCACAAAAAGACCGAAAACUUGCGAUGAAGCAGUUGCAAAUCGCAUUAAAAACUGCAAACGUCGAGGAUAAGUACAUCGAGAAAAUCAUGGCGGACACUUUGGUCAGUGAUACAAAGCAUGGAACUCAUCAGUCUAAAUCAAACCUUAGGAUUUUGCAGCAGGUUCGUACUGAUCCUUAUGUUCGUCACUACCUUCAUCGAAUCUACUACUUUGACUACGUGGCUUUUGGAUUCGAAAUACCAGAAGUAUACAGUGCUGAUCUGCCUGAGUACCCGCUGCGAAAUUGA
Molecule: messenger RNA, 1020 nt
Organism: Caenorhabditis elegans
Lineage: Eukaryota; Metazoa; Nematoda; Chromadorea; Rhabditida; Rhabditidae
Gene: K06H6.5
Product: sulfotransferase family protein
Exons: 7
Coding region: 1-1020 (339 amino acids)
Biological process (GO): chondroitin sulfate proteoglycan biosynthetic process; positive regulation of response to oxidative stress
Cellular component (GO): membrane
Molecular function (GO): sulfotransferase activity; chondroitin 4-sulfotransferase activity
Source: RefSeq, marked reviewed